AGGGCCAGCAACGUCUAGAGAGAGAAGGAGGAAGGAGACGACGGCACGGCACGGCACGGCGACGACUUCCCUUUCUAGGAACCGACGGGGAAGAAUUUCGCUGUUUUGUUCCUUCCAUCUUCAUCUGCAAGGCGGAGUUUUCUUCGACAGCGGGGGAGCUCAAUCCGCCGGAUUCAAUGGAUGACAAGGAAGGAGGAUCCUCGAGAUCGGCGGCUCCGGUGCAGCGGCCUACUAUCACGCUGCCGCCGCGGAGUUCGAUGGAGAGUUUUCUCACGAGCGGGUUUAGUGGGGUGAGCCCGGGGCCUAUGACUCUGGUGUCGAGUUUUUUCUCGAACGGAGAUUCUCAGCCCUCGUUCUCCCAGUUGCUGGCGGGUGCUAUGGCGUCUCCCGGCGCUUUUGCUGGUGUCCGGAUGCAGCCUCAGCCAGUGGCGGAGAAGGUUGAGGCCGAUCUGAAGGAGGAAUCCGGCGGUGGAAGUGGUGGAGAUGCGGGUUUUAGGUUCAAGCAUAAUCGACCCGCGGGGUUGGCAAUAACUCAACCGUCAAUGUUUACCAUACCUCCUGGUUUGAGUCCUGCAACUCUGCUUGAUUCGCCUGGAUUCAGUGCUCUCUUUUCACCUGGCCAGGGCCCUUUUGGGAUGUCCCAUCAGCAAGCACUUGCUCAAGUCACUACUCAGGCUGUUCAGGCUCAAGUUCAAAUGCCUAUUCUACCAGACUACCCUUCUUCAUCAGCUGCUCCUGCAGCACCAUAUUCACGACUACAGACUACAAAUCAACAGAUGCCUCCUCAAGCAACUGAUCAUAAUAAUAUUAUGAAAGGGUCAACGGAUGUUUCCCAUUCUGAUCAGAAAAUUGAACCUGCUCCCUUUCCCGCUGACAAACCUGCUGAUGAUGGCUAUAACUGGAGAAAAUAUGGGCAGAAGCAUGUCAAGGGAAGUGAAUUUCCCCGGAGUUACUAUAAGUGUACACAUCCAAAAUGUCCUGUCAAAAAGAAAGUUGAGCGUUCAAUUGAAGGCCAAAUAACUGAAAUAAUAUACCAGGGACAACACAACCAUCCACCACCUCAAAACAGAAAGGGUGCUAAGGAUCCUGGAAACACCAAUGGGACCACUGCUCUUCUAUGCGGCUCUGAACCGAUUUCUGAGGGUCUCACAACAAACAUCAACAAGCACAAGGAUCAAGAAUCAAGUCAAGCUACACAUGAGCACGUGUCUGUGUCUAGUGAGAGUGAAGAAGUGGGUGAUGAUGAUGAAACUAAAACAGAUAGAAGAGAUGAUGAUGAACGUGAAUCAAAGCGGAGGGCCACAGAAAUGCAGGUUCUGGAUCCAGCUACUGCAUCCCAUCGCACGAUUAUAGAACCCAGGAUCAUUGUUCAGACUACUAGUGAAGUUGACCUUUUAGAUGAUGGAUACCGGUGGCGAAAAUAUGGCCAGAAAGUUGUUAAAGGCAACCCUUAUCCAAGAAGCUACUAUAAAUGCACAAAUCCCGGGUGUAAUGUUCGAAAACAUGUUGAGAGGGCCGCAAAUGAUCCAAAAGCUGUCAUUACGACAUACGAGGGUAAGCAUAACCAUGACGUUCCGGCAGCUAGGAACAGCGGACCCACCACAACAAACAACAAUGCUGCCCUGCAAUGGAGGCCACACGGCACCGUGGGCCAACAGCAGGCUUCACUUGGGACAAAUUAUUCUAGGAGUGAGCAGCAAGUGGCACUACUGCAAUUCAAAGAAGAACAAAUUACAUGAUCUGUCCGGACUUUCGCACCGGAAGACGCUGAGAAGACAGCUGGCAGCCUACGACUGGUCACCCAUAAUAUAUUUAUGGCAAAGCAAAUCAUCUGUUUAGGAAAGGGUUUCACCCCAAAACCUCUGUGAACUCUUAGAAAGGGGUUGUUUGUAUGGCUAUGGUUAUGGUUAUUAACUUAUUAAGAGUGUGUAUUCUUUUCAUUGUAAAUGUCUUUGUAAUUGCAAAAAGCUUUUUUUUCUUUAUUUUNUGUAUUGGAGGUGAAAAGAUGUAUUGAUUGAUCCAUUUCAAUUCAAACUGAUUAUGAAUAUACUUUGAGAAGGUUU
Messenger RNA from Cuscuta campestris, 2063 nucleotides. The record is from the annotation of a GenBank genome assembly. Lineage: Eukaryota; Viridiplantae; Streptophyta; Magnoliopsida; Solanales; Convolvulaceae.